UUUUUUUUUUUUUUUUUUUUUUUCUGCUUCAAUGGCAGCCUUGACAACAGUGUGGAUUACCGUGCUGUCCCUGCUCCAGCUGGCCCACUGCUCUGUCACCUACAGACACACUCCAGGAGAUCCAGUGUUGGUGGAUGAGCAGUCAGCGACAUCCUUUCUGUCCCGCUCACUACUCUAUAACAGCUGGGACUUUGAGCUGGUGGUGGCUGACAGUCUGGAGAGGGAGUGUGUGGAAGAGAAGUGCAGCUAUGAGGAGGCAAGAGAGGUAUUUGAGGACGACACUCAGACGGAAUUAUUUUGGACCAACUAUGUCGACAGCCAAGCGUAUGCACCCAGAGUAGAUGUGUCAGGGCUGGUGGCAGGGAUCCUGGCUGUCCUAGUGUCUGCUGUUAUUGCAACUGUGCUGGGAAUCUAUUGCUACAAAGCCAAGAUCAAAGGUGGACGGAGAACUCCAGUGCGAAUGGCAGCAGAUGGGCGUCCAGCUCCAGAGUCUGUGCCCCUCGCAGCGAUCAUUGCCCCAGGUCUACCCAGUUACAGUGAGGUUCUGUGCCGCAGUGGGCAGCAUGAUGCCCCACCACCUCCAUAUUCAGGGGGCGCGCCAUCAGAGACAGCUGAUCCAGGAAACAAUGAAUGAGAGGGCUGACAGACUCUUUAUUAUGGUUGAUGGGCACUGGUUUGAUUGAACUUUUAGUGAGUGAACUAGAUGUUUUCUGAUCUACUGUAUUUAUGAGUUAAGUUAAAGAACAAUCUCAGAAUGGACACUAUUGACAGUAUGAUCUGCAUGUCAGCUGGCACAUAGUCUGUCACUACAGAUGUGAUGCUUUAAAGUUGAUACAGCUGAGGGUGGGUAUAAUUCAAAUAACUGUGUAGUGUUUGUCAGGUGCUUUUGUGCAGAGCAACAGAAGACUAUAUAUUCAUAUAAAAUACUGAUUCUUCAAGAAAACAGACGUUUUAUAUAAUAAAUCACAUAACAAUUACAA
Chelmon rostratus (copperband butterflyfish) is the source of this 980-nucleotide messenger RNA. RefSeq names its product proline rich Gla (G-carboxyglutamic acid) 2 (gene prrg2). Bases 32 to 634 code for a protein of 200 amino acids. The transcript is spliced from 6 exons. Gene Ontology annotation, molecular function: calcium ion binding. Gene Ontology annotation, cellular component: extracellular region. The record is from RefSeq and is a predicted model, not a curated record. Lineage: Eukaryota; Metazoa; Chordata; Actinopteri; Chaetodontiformes; Chaetodontidae.